Molecule: messenger RNA, 777 nt
Organism: Notothenia coriiceps (black rockcod)
Lineage: Eukaryota; Metazoa; Chordata; Actinopteri; Perciformes; Nototheniidae
Product: lens fiber membrane intrinsic protein-like
Exons: 5
Coding region: 145-666 (173 amino acids)
Cellular component (GO): plasma membrane
Molecular function (GO): structural constituent of eye lens
Source: RefSeq, a predicted model, not a curated record
CAGCGGCAGCAAAAACUGCAAGCAGGAUCUGGUCAUAGAGCUGCAGAGGAACGGAGUGAGCUUCGAUGUGAGAAAGCUCAACGUGGGAGAUUUCCUGUGGGUCGCUCGAGAAAAAGUCGCACCUAUUCCAGUGUUUUUGGCAGGAUGUACAGCUUCAUGGGAGGUGGGUUGUUCUGUGCCGGAAUCGGCAACAUACUCCUCAUCGUCUCCACGGCAACUGACUACUGGAUGCAGUACCGUCACUCCAGCAAUUACAUGCACCAGGGUCUGUGGCGGUACUGUGUGCCCGGGAAAUGCAUGGCUCACACUGACAGCAUUGCAUACUGGGACGCCACCCGUGCCUUCAUGAUUCUUUCCCUGCUGGCUUGUUUCAUUGGCAUUGUGAUCGGCGUCAUGGCCUUCAUCCACUACUCCUCCUUUGAUGGGUUUGACAAGACAUUUGCAGCCGGCAUUCUCUUCUUCAUCUCCUGCUUCUUUGUGUUGCUGGCCAUGGCUGUCUACACAGGAGUGACGGUGAACUUCUAUGGUAAACGCUAUGGCAGCUGGCGGUUCUCCUGGUCCUAUAUAAUGGGCUGGGUGGCAGUGGUGCUCACUUUCUUCUCGGGUAUCUUCUACAUGUGUGCCUACCGGAUGCACGAAUGCCCAAGAAACUCUAAUUCGCGCUAACCUGCCAAUGACUUCCACACACAAAAGCACUGGUCUAUAAUGUAUGACCAAGAGGAACCAAUACUCACAUGAACUCAACUUCUACCUGAAUAAGCAAAAUAAAAUUAGGGA